This is a messenger RNA of Halichondria panicea, 4761 nucleotides long. RefSeq lists its product as uncharacterized. The transcript is spliced from 4 exons. NCBI's taxonomy places the organism in Eukaryota, Metazoa, Porifera, Demospongiae, Suberitida, Halichondriidae. Bases 181 to 3288 code for a protein of 1035 amino acids. The record is from RefSeq and is a predicted model, not a curated record.
GAGCCAGCCACGCCUCCAAAUGCCAGCUUGCUACAAUUGUGUAUAGCAAGCUAGUGCUAGAGCUAGUGGCUGACAAGCCCACUUUCUAGAACCUGCAGUGCAUGCUAUUGUGUGGUAGAUUGAGCUCUACCCAAGAGAGGUCCGAGUCAUAUAGAUCUGAUCGACACUACGGUGUACAACAUGUUUAAGAAGUCCCCUCACUACAAGAAGAUCUCACAGGCUGACUCUGAAGAUGAUGAGGUGCUCUUGUAUGCAGCCGCCCCGCUCAAUCAAGAUGCUCAACUCUCCGACGAUCAGUCAUUCGGAACUGGGAUAUACAACCGCGACCUUCGACUGAACCUUAACUCCCCGGAUCACCUCCAAGCUAAGGAAAAAGCCACGCUAAGAGACAGACGUCAUAUGAUAUAUUCUGGUUUGUGUUGUGCCGCAUUGCUGGUGCUCCUAUUGGGUGUGGCUCUUACAGUGGUUGUGUAUGCACAAGUCUAUCUCCCACAAAAUCUCAACACUACGUCUCAUACUGAAACGCCGUCAGAAGAUCCUAUGUGUGUAAAACUACCCCCACCUUCACCAGGAGGGGUCAAUGUCUGCAAGGGAAAGAAUCAACCUGAAGACCCGACCACCAAAAGUCUACCUAGUUUGCCAAGUAAAGAAACUGAACCAGUAACACCAUUGAGUAAAACGACAAGCCCAACCACACUAUCGAGAGACACUUCAGCACCUUUUAAAGAAACUAUACCUCCACGUACAACAGCUGGGCAAUCGAGUUUUCCAACAUAUCCGAACAGUGUGCCAAGUGAAGAAAGUGUUACUACUGGUCGUUUAACAGUGGAGAGUACAGAACCAUCUCAUCAGUUUGCAGAAGACAUGCUUACAGAAACUACUACUAAAAACGUUGACGCCACUCAAUCAGUGAAGCUUGACUCUGCUACCACGCAUUCGCAACACACCUCACGUAGUGUGGAUUGGACACGAGAUGUCUUUCCUGCAGCUACUGAGCUUUCCCUGCAAUUGUUUGACAUGAACAGAGAUGGCAUACAAGACAUUCUCACUGCAACGGUAUCUGACCCUUGUACUUGCUCUCUACUUGCACUAGAUGGGCUCACUGGUAUUACUGUGUGGCAGAAAAAAGUAAACUUUGACGUUUUCUCCCUUCGCUGCAUCCUGGAUGCAAAUCAAGAUGGUGUAACCGACUGUAUCGCCACAGGACGUUUUGGUGGCUUUAUCUCUCUGAGUGGGGUUGAUGGAUCUAUUAUCUGGUUUGUGGAUUCUGCUAUCACUUUCCCGAAAUACAACUUUUUCUUCCCGUUACUAGUUGAUGACCUGGAUGAAGACGGUGUGCCCGACCUCAUUAAUACACAUGGUGGAGAUCCUACGUAUUCACCCUCGGAGGAAAACAGAUCACCUGGGUCCCUGGUGGUUGUGUCUGGUCGUACGGGGGGGAAGUUGAUGGAUCCUGUUUUAAUGCCCGAUGGUGGCGAGACAUAUUGCUCCCCUGUGCUGUUUAAAAUGGGUGAUAUUGAUGUGGUCUUGUUUGGGAGUGGUGGUGAGACAUUGUCUGGUUCUCUGUGGGGUAUCACGCUAGAAAGCAUUCGCACUAUGGUCAGCAAGAAAAAGGCCGAGCUAACUCAGUACAAGAUAGAGACAGAUGACUCAUUUCAUCCUUGCUUUAUGGAUGUCGAGAGUUUUAGACCGACCUUCAACGAAACAUUCUUUGACAACAAAUCCCCAAUGUCAGCAUGCCCAGAACUUUCUACCCACAAGCUCAUCCCUAACAUGUAUGAUCUGUGCCUAUACGAAAUAUUCCGAUCAACAAAAAAAGGCAUUUUGCUUCCUCCCCUGAUACUGGACCUUAAUGUUGACGGUAUUGAAGACUUGCUCCUUACGACCUUCAAUGGUCAUGUGUACGCAUACGAUGGAAUGAAUAUGGCUACUCUGCUUUGGGAGGCAUACAAUCCUGGCACCGAGUCUUACAGCCUCCCAGUGCCCCUGUUCUACAACAAGGACUCUUAUCCAGACCUGAUAGUCAGAGCUAACUUGGGGGAGUGGGAUAAAGGCUAUAAAUCCUCCUCGUUCUACCUAAUGGACGGUCGCUCUGGCCGCACCCUGUGGUCACUAGACUCUGAACACAUCGCUAUGAACUCUGGACUCAGUUUAGCAGCAGAUACUCACGGUCUGGAUGCUAUGUUGUUCUUUUCUGUAGGGGACAAGAGAGCUAGAGAUCGUCGUCAUGGUGAUAUGCAAGAACCACAUGAUCAUGAGACUGAUAUGCCCCUUGAACCAGAUAAUCUUUGGAAUUCGACCCCUGAGGACCAAUUCCCGGACCCUGACGAUGAUCUGGAGGGUUUCCUACACUACUGUGACCACACAAUGGAGGAACUGACUGUCAGUGUGUACCUGCUCACCAGGGAGAUGAUAGAAGACGGAGAGGUCAAGCCAAUAAUGAUGGAGAGGCCCUUUGUGUUCAGAGGAAAAAUAGCAGCUAACUUUUCCGGUGAUAUGAAGAGACACGCUAAUAUCGAAUUUAACUACAACACAAGUAUGUAUUCAUCUGGUGAUGGAGAAGCUCCAGAGGACUUUGACCCCCAGUACACGGUGCCACCAGAUGUUGACCCCCAGAAUAAUGGUUUCCCUUCAAAUUUAAAUCCUCAAGAGAUGAAUGGCAACAGCCAAUUUCCCCCUGGGUUUGACCCAAGUAAGAAUUUACCCUCUGACUUUGAUCCCCUACAGAAUCCGAACCAAGCUGAUUUUGACCCGAGCAAGUUUCCUCCUGAUUUCGAUCCGAGCAAGUUUCCUCCUGAUUUCGAUCCGAGCCAAGCUGAUUUUGAUCCAAGCAAGUUUCCCCCUGGUUUUGAUCCGAGCCAAGCUGAUUUUGAUCCGAGCAAGUUUCCUCCUGAUUUCGAUCCAAGCCAGGGCAGACCCCCGCAACCACAAGAUAUGAACUAUGAUGCUAACAACAAAAAGAAAUUCCGCUGUGCCCACAUUCUCGUGCCUACAAAUGAUGUGGCCACACCUACUAUCGGAGACGUCAAUGGUGAUGGAAAACUGGAGCUAUCUUACAUAGUCGGCUGGGAGACAAUUCCAGGUAGCCAGGAAUACUUGGGGGGUACGACUAUUCUAAAGUUGAGACUAAGGACUUUCACUAUAGAGGACCGCUUCAUGGAGGUGUUUGGAAAAGGGAAGCUGGACUUUAGUCGAUUUCUUCCACCUGACGACCAACCCUGGGCCAAGUAUAUGGGCAAAACGGGAGACAGUGUGUAUCACCCCAAGCACCAGCUGAGAAAAAGCUGACGCAAUUGUGACAGGGCCUAGGAAAACAACCCUUAUGGAGCAAACUAAUAAUGUUCAGUACACUACAAAGUAAAAUAUUUAGAGCUAUUUUAGGAUUUUGGUUUUCUUUCAUAAGAAGUAACUUCAAUAUCUCCUCUAACUAAAAAAAAAUUUUUUUAUCCGAAAAAUUUUUUUGUAUAGCCGUUACAAGGCAGCCAUUGAAUUUUUUCAUGCUGUUCUUGUAUGUGGAUAGAACUUCGAACAUUAGUUUCUCAAAACGGUAGGUCAAUACUGUCCCCCUUUCACCCGAAAAUAUUUUGGGGUAGGAAGGUGCAAAGUGAGUGAUAUUGUAAUCAAUUUGAAGCUUAAGCACUGCUUUAUUUAACUAGUGUUCAAGCUGGCGCUGUGCUAAUGCCUCUCGCCAUGUUUUUGCUUUCGCUCAAAAGUAUUAGAGUGUUAUCUAUAAUGAAUUUUAUAUUAAAGUUAGCUUAUCUAUAUAAAGUCACUGAGAAGAAAAGACUUAUUUACAUGCAUCUAUUGUUGUUAUUUAUUGUAUUAUGUGGCUUACCAGGACCUCAAGAAAGAAGAAAAUUGAUUCUUCCAGGAUCUGUAGUUCAGUGUAUAUAAUAUCUAAGAAGAAAAGACCUGUGUACAUGCAUAUUGUUAUCUAUAUUGUUAUAUGGUAGUGUUUUGUGGCUUACCAGGUCCUCAAGACAAAGAUGAUUCUGCCAGGAGAAUCUGGAUCUGGAUCUUGGAUAUCACACAUGGGGAAUGAGCGCGCAUGCGCAUUACAUCCACAGGAAUAAUUAAAGGGUGUGUCCAAAGAGAUCAAUUUCACAAAUGGCUACUGCUAGCUAGCUGUUUUAACAGAUAUUUUCUGAGUAUUGUAGCUAACAAAAAGCUAGCGCUUUAGUGCAAGGCUAACUCAUAUGUUGAAUAGAAAGUUUGUGCGGACAGAUGAUGCUAUGAAAGAUUCUGAAGAGACUGCAACAGCCUUCAAUGUGAGUCAAACUAGCCAUAACUCGAGAAAGAAGCUUUAGUUUGCUAAUCCACGAAUCAAAAUCCAAGAGAACGUGGCUAGAAGCCUAUAGAAGCUGUUAGUUUUCGUCGCAUUGCAACCAUUGAGCAGUUAUAGCUGGAAUACACACACACACACACAGACAGACAGACAGACACACACACAGUCAGCUUUACCGUAUCCCUCGUGCGGCUACGCCUCGAGGCAUAAUUAAGCAAUAAAAUACAAUUAAUUAGUUUGCUCCAUAAGGGUUGUAUUCCUAGGCCCUGUCACAAUUAUUAUUUUAUAACAGGUGUACAUGUAUAAUGAUUAAUUACACAGCUUUACUUACAGGUAUCUGUAUAAUCUUAUAAUUAUAACUUAAAUGUGUUUCUUUUAACUUAUUUCUUGUGUUUUGCACAGAUCUGAAUGGUCUCUACUAUUUUACUUACCGUAUUAUAGUCAGACUAAGAAUGUUUUGCUGGUGAAAACCUUAA